Messenger RNA from Nematolebias whitei (Rio pearlfish), 1030 nucleotides. Its product is annotated as growth arrest and DNA damage-inducible protein GADD45 beta. NCBI's taxonomy places the organism in Eukaryota, Metazoa, Chordata, Actinopteri, Cyprinodontiformes, Rivulidae. The coding region runs from base 191 to 673 and encodes 160 amino acids. The transcript has 4 exons. Gene Ontology annotation, biological process: regulation of cell cycle. The record is from RefSeq and is a predicted model, not a curated record. Gene Ontology annotation, cellular component: cytoplasm; nucleus.
ACCGACACAAAGCUUCUCUCUGACACUCCGAUCGGAACUUUUGGACUUAUCCGAGCCUCUCGCAGCUCCCGGACCUUGGCAGCACUGCGGUACCGGACUGGAUUACCUUUUGAUCGGGACUUUAUCUGAGGAGUUCAGCGGAUAUUUGCCUUCUAUCCUGGAGCUGGUGGAUUAUUUUACUGACUUCAACAUGACUCUGGAGGAGCUUGUUGGACCGAGCAGCACCGAUAAAAAGAUGGAGACGGUGGCCCAGGCCCUGGAGGAGCUGCUGGUCGCGGCUCAGCUGCAGGACGGCCUCACGGUGGGGGUCUACGAGUCCGCCAAGCUCAUGAACGUGGACCCGGACAGCGUGGUCCUGUGCCUCCUGGCCACGGACGAGGAGGAUGAGGACGACAUCGCGCUGCAGAUCCACUUCACGCUGCUCCAAGCUUUCUGCGGAGACAACGACAUCAACAUCCUGCGCGUGUCCGGAACCCGGCGGCUGGCCCAGCUGCUGGGGGACGACACCGGGGACGGCAACGGGAACGAGCCCCGGGACCUGCAUUGCAUCCUGGUCACGAACCCGCCGGUCCAGCCGCUGCAGUGCCAGGCCCUGCAGGACGUCAGCAGGUUCUGCGAGGAGAUCCGCUGCAAGAACCAGUGGGUCCCCUGUCUGGACCUGCAGGACCGCUGAGUGGAACCGAUCCGAACUGAACCGAACCGCCGGGGAGCGGCGGAAGGAGUUGGAUAACGGGAACCGAACGGCCUGUCCUCGUGUCGGAGGACAUCAAGGCGUUUGAGAGGAACCGACCGAACCGCGUGGACGGGGUUGCCUGGUCCAGUUGGAGGACGUGGGACCUGGGUCCGGGAGCCGGACCGAACCGUGCUGCAGAGACGGGCGGUUUUAAGGACUGUCAGCACGUGACUGGACUGAGGAGCUGCGCGUGAAGCUCGGGACUGAGCUGCAGGUUCACCUGCGCACGCGCACGGACUUUACAGUGAACUGUCCGGGCUGCGUCUCAGUGACGUCAUGCCUGUUUGAGUGUCAAAG